AUGUAUCAUGAUCUGAGUCAGCAUUUGGUGGUUUGGGAUGAAGAGGGGUAUUUCAGACUUUGUUUCGAGGUGUUUGACUUGCAGCAGGUAAAAUGUGAGCACCAGUGGCCUGGGGAUCGAGGUUCACUAUUUACUUCUCACUUCUGGAAGGCAUUACAGCAUGGUCUGGGUAAUCAAUUAGAUAUGAAUACUGCUUUUCACCCUCAGACAGAUGGUCAGUCCGAGCAGACGAUUCAGGUGUUGGAAGACAUGCUACGAACAUGGCCUCAUUUGAGGGGUUGUAUGGCAGACGGUGUAGAUCUCCGAUUGGUUGGUUUGAUUCGGCGGAGAUGGACUCUUUUAGAUACCGACUUGCUUAGAGAUGCUAUGGAACAAGUCCGUAUGAUUCAGUAUAGACUGUUGACAGCCCAAAGUCGACAGAAGAGUUAUGCAGACUGGAGAUUUAGAGCCUUAGUGUUUAUGGAGGGAGAGGUAGCCUAUAAGUUGGCCUUACCUCCUAGUUUGUCGGCAGUUCAUCCUGUUUUCCAUGUCUCCAUGCUUCGAAAGUAUAUUCUGGAUGAAUCUCAUGUACUUUCAUUCAAUUUUGCGGAGUUGGGUCCCAACUUGACAUAUGAGGAGGAGCCUAUAGCUAUAUUAGAUAGGAAAGUACGAAAGCUUAGGACUAAGGAGAUUGCUUCAGUGAAGGUGCAGUGGAAGCACCGUUCAGUAGGGGAAGCAACUUGGGAGACAGAGUCUGACAUGCGUGCCAAAUACCCUCAUCUUUUUUUAAGCUUCAGGUUACGAGCCCGGAUAUUGGUGAUAUCUUCCAUUCUCUUCUUUUCUGAGGAACCUUGUGGAGAAUUGUGA
Molecule: messenger RNA, 846 nt
Organism: Solanum pennellii
Lineage: Eukaryota; Viridiplantae; Streptophyta; Magnoliopsida; Solanales; Solanaceae
Exons: 5
Coding region: 1-846 (281 amino acids)
Molecular function (GO): nucleic acid binding
Source: RefSeq, a predicted model, not a curated record